GUAAAAAGAAUGGAUCUCGUCCAAGACUUAAUAACCGUUCCUACUUCUCCUGUCCAACAAUCACAGACAAUACUGAAUCCUCGCCGCCCAACUACACAUAUAUUUGUUCCAAAAUGAAGCCUUUCCGGCCGCCAAUGAGGCGGUGUUUCUGUUUUCUGUUUUGCUUGCUUGCUUCGGGCACCUGCGGUACCGUCGAAGCUUUGGAAAAGGUUUUGAUGUCCUCUGCAAGAACGACUACAUCGAAACACUUGCUCACCCAAGACCCGCCGCCAGCCCCGGCCGCAGACCACGCCGUGGAUGGUGAGGCCUAUUCGGACGAGUGGCACAAGGAAUUUCGCGACGAAAACUACCCGUCGAGCUCCGCGGGGAAAGAGCACUACCCCCACACGUCGAGCAUCCUGGCCGCCAAGCGCGAAUCGCUGCCCUGGGGGUGGGGAAGCGCGUGGUUCUGGUAUAGAAAGAUUUUUCAUGAGUGCUUGUAGUUCAUCUGCAUACACAAAUCCAGAAGUUUAUUUGGGAGUCACGCAUGACCACAGGUUUCAUCUGCAGAUAAGAUUCGCAUACACAAAACAACAGGAUUCCCACGUUCGCGUUGGUCGGAUUGGCGGUCCUCGGCACGACCUCCAUCAAGAUUUCCGAUUUUUUGAUGUGAGGAGAAGAGUUGCGGUUUUUCGCAAGCGAAACACAAACAGGAUAGUUCCGAGGUUCUUGCGAGGGUCUUCAUCCGUGAUGAUGAAUGCAAAAGGUGGCACUGACGUAAACGUUGACAGAGGUCGUGAAUCGGAACAGAAUUCCUGUAGUUCUCUUUUUUUCCAAAGCGCUUGAUUUGGCGGCACUGAAUUAAAAAAUCAACUCGAAGAUGCACCGAUACAUCCGGAGGAGAAGAGCCGGGCUCAGCAGGCCGUGGUGCA
Amoebophrya sp. A120 is the source of this 911-nucleotide messenger RNA. The record is from the annotation of a GenBank genome assembly. NCBI's taxonomy places the organism in Eukaryota, Dinophyceae, Syndiniales, Amoebophryaceae.